AUGAUUCAAGCAAUAAAGCUAGCGGAAGAAAAGAAGAAGGCUCAAGAGGAGAAGGAGUUAGAACAAGCAGAAAUGAGGAGGAGGAGAGCUGAAUUGCGGGUAGGAACUGCUACGGAAGAUAAUCAGAGGAACGAAAGAGAAGAGGCCAAUCAAGGCACGUCAUCAGGACAGACAACCAACACCUCGAUAUCGAUCUUGGAGAUAAAGAAAGAAUUCAUUGAGAAAACAUUAGAAGAUCGUCAGAAAGAGGAAGACGCUCGAGAGUUGGAGAAGAUGAAGAAGUCAAUAGAAGACAUGAAAGAGGCCGUCUUAGGUCCGGAGGAAUUGAACAAGGUUGAUACUGAGGAUUCAGAGUCAGAAGAGUUAGAGGUGAUGGAAAAGACGAAAAAGAAAAGGAAAGGAAAAGCAAAGAAGAAAUCAUCGUCAGUAUCGUCAACAGAGGAUGAAGGAUGGAGUAGAGAAAGAGAUAGAAACCUUAGAUCAGUGAUCGAGGCGGACCAAAUCAUACCUGGAAGGGAACCAGCAGGAAACCUCAGGAGGUCCAGCUCGAAGAAGUUACAAGACAACCGACCAUUAUUGGACAGGUUGGUAGAUGCACUCAAAGGUUGGAGUGACGAAGACCUAGAGGCAUUAAGAGAAGAGUAUAGGAAGAAGUCAGCCUUAGAAGAAGAGGAGAGGAAGGAGAAGGAGAAUGAUGAGUUAGAGAAAAAGGGGAAGAGGAAAGAAGAGAAGGAGGAGAAGCGAAGAAGGGGAAAAGGAGAGAAGAAGGGGAAAGAGAUAAGAAAAGAGAAGGAGGAGAAAGAAAAAGCGAAGAAUAGAUCAGCUCGCGAACCUUCAGCACAAGACACCGACUCUUCACCAUCAUCAUCUUCAUCAUCAUCCUCAGAAGAUGAGAACAAUCCGAAGAAGAGGAACCGAAAGCCUUUGGGCGGAGAGGAAGACUCUGAAGAAGAUUCCGAAACCGAGUCGGAUACUUCUAGAGAAGAAAGGAAGGGGUUAAAGAUCGAAAAACCAGUAACCUUUAGAUUCACUAAGGCGUCAGCGAACAAUUCGUCGAAAGCCAACUGGAGGCAGAACAGGAAACAGCGAGGUGGGAAUAGAGGCCAUUGGUACAACCAAGAGGAGACACCAUCUGGUGCGAAUACUCAGCCCCAAACGUACUAUCAGAAGAAGAGUAUGGGGAAAGAGUGGGUAGCCUUAGGCCAGAAGCAUGCGAAUAACCAGGCAUCGUCUUCUAGCAGAGGGAGCAGGGGAAACGGGAAAGGCUACGGGAAGGGUGAUAGGUGA
Melampsora larici-populina 98AG31 is the source of this 1287-nucleotide messenger RNA. RefSeq lists its product as uncharacterized. The record is from RefSeq and is a predicted model, not a curated record. Bases 1 to 1287 code for a protein of 428 amino acids. NCBI's taxonomy places the organism in Eukaryota, Fungi, Basidiomycota, Pucciniomycetes, Pucciniales, Melampsoraceae. The transcript is spliced from 3 exons.